Carica papaya (papaya) is the source of this 4188-nucleotide messenger RNA. RefSeq names its product TGN-related, localized SYP41 interacting protein (gene TNO1). Lineage: Eukaryota; Viridiplantae; Streptophyta; Magnoliopsida; Brassicales; Caricaceae. The record is from RefSeq and is a predicted model, not a curated record.
AAAUUUUGAAGAAAUUCUUUCUCAGGUUGAUAUACCUGAGGAAUACAAGUUAAUGGACAUCGUGGAGAGAGUUAAAUGGGUUGCCAACGAGAUAAAUAGACUCAGGGCUGUUUCCCUGGAGUACAACAAAUUGAAAGAUGCCUUUUCUUCAAUUGAAGUAGCGGACAAUCUUUCCUUUCCUGAUUUAGAAUCUUGUUUGGGUUGGCUUACGGAAUCCUUUUAUCAGGCCAAAGAUGAAAUAAAUAUGCUGCAAUAUCAAGCUGAACGUUUAAGCUCUUCGCUUUCAACUGAAUUACAAGAGAAGGACUAUAUCCAAAAGGAGCUGGAAGAACUAGAAUGCAGGCACAGUGAAUUGGUAGAGAAGGCACGUAAGGUCACAUUUGAGAAGGAUCAGAUUGUGGGAAUGUUACUAACAAGGUCUGGCAUGAAAACUGAAGAACAAGAAGAUGUGGAUCAGGCUUCAGCUGAUUCAGAAAUGCUUCUGGAUAGAUGCUUUAAGAAGAUAGAAGAACAAACUGGAUCAUCAUUUCAAAUUUCUCAUAGUGAUGCGCAAUUGCUUGAAAGAAUUCAGAGCCACUUGUAUUUGACAAAUCUGGAGUUGGUCAUAUGUAAAGAAAUACUUGGAGAAGAAAUCCUGGUGAGAGCACAGGUAAGUGACUUCACAAAUGAAUUAAGGCGGGUAUCUCAAGAUCUUGCGGCGGUGAAGAACGAAAAGGAUUGCCUGCAGAUGGAUCUUGGGCGAUCUGAGGAGAAAUCUGCUUUGUUGAGGGAGAAAUUAUCCAUGGCAGUUAAGAAAGGGAAGGGAUUACUCCAAGACCGGGAAAACUUGAAAAUUAUUCUUGAAGAGAAAAAUGCAGAAAUUGAGAAGUUGAAGCUCGAAAUACAACACCAAGAAUCUACAGUUAAUGAAUGUAGGGAUCAGAUCAAUAUGCUAACAGAAGAUUUAAAGCAGAUUCCAAAGUUGGAGGCUGAUCUAGUUGCUACGAAAGAUCAGCAAUAUCAACUUGAGCGGUUGUUGUCACAAAGAGAUGACUUCUUGCAAAGAUUGAUUGAAACAAUUGACAGUAUUUUUCUUCCUGUUGAAUCAGCUUUUGAGGAUCAUAUCCAAAAGGUGAACUGGCUUGCUGGCUACAUUGAUGAAUGUAAGAGUGGUAAGAUGCAAGCAGAGCUAGAGGUAGAAAAUGUUAAGGAGGAAGUCAGAACUCUAAAUUGCAAGUUAGUGGAGACCAUGGCAACUGUCAAAUCACUGGAAGAUGCAUUAUCAGUUGCAACAAACAACAUUUCUCAACUUUCAGAAGAGAAGAGGGAAAUUGAAGUUAGCAUGAAAAAUAUUGAACUACAGCUACAGAAAGCAGAAGAAGAAGUUUCCUCCCUUACCAGCAAGGUUUUGGAGGCUUGUGUGACCAGAAAAUCCCUUGAAGAUGCGUUAUCAAAUGCUGAAAAUGGUAUUUUGGAGCUGAUCGAUGGGAAAGAAGAGGCUCAAGUUAGCAGAGCUGCUGCAGACCUGGAGGUAGAGAAAAUGAGAGGGGAACUAGCUGAAAAGACCAGCAGCCUGGCUGAGGUGAAUAACACUAUAAAAUCACUCAAAAAUGCACUUUCUUUGGCAGAAAGAAAUGCUGCUCUGCUGACUAGCCAAAAUAAGGAUAUGGAAGCAGACAGAACCAAGUUGGAGAAUGAGGUAAAGAAGCUGAAAGAUGAAACUGAAUCCCAGGCAAGCAAGUUGGCAGAGGCUUGCAAUAGAAUAAAAUCAUUAGAACACGCAUUAGUAAAGGCAGAGAAUUGUUACUCUGUUCUAGAAGAUGAAAAGAGAUUUGCUGAGCAGGAGUUAUCAACACUUAAUUCCAAAUUGAAGGCAUGCAUGGACAAGUUGGCUGGAACCAGUGGCAACUUAGAAAGUCAAACGAUGGAGCUCGCUCUUUAUGUUAACGAUCUACAACUUGUUCUAAAAGAUGCAAAUCUGUUCUCCCAAUUUAGUCUUGGCUUUGAGAGCAAAAUCAAGAGCCUGAGAGAUAUGGACCUCAUUAUUAGAGACAUCAGGGACCAUUGUGCCGAUAAAGGUUUGAGAACAUUGCUAUGUGCCAAUGGUAUAGAGGACGAUUCACUUGUGCAAGGUCCUUCAUUGAAUGGUCUUAGUGAUGCUGUGAACAUUGAAAUGGAGAACUAUGAAGUUAAUGCUGUCAGUUAUGAAGAUGUUUGUUCGUGUUUCAGAAAGAUUGCAGAAGGGUUCAAGAUGAAAAACAAAGUUCUUGCUGAUAAGUUUGAAGGUUUUUCUGCUUGUCUAGAUGAGCUUGUUUCAUAUUUGCUUAGUAAAAUGCAGGCUACAAGGGAUGAUCUGAUAAAUCUUUUUGACUACACUGAAUCUUUGAACCAAACACUGAAGAAUAUGGAAAUCCAUAACAAGGAAAAGGAGAAAGCUAUAGCCGUAAUAGAGAAAGAUUUUACAGUUCUAGAGUCUAUGUGUACUAAGGCAUCUAAAGAACUAGGAUUUGAUGUAAAAAGCAAUCUACGAGAACUUAUCUCUGUUCCUGAGAUGGAUUUACUGAACCACGACUUGGUCCCAGCAGAAGGGCAGAAACUCGGUGGCGGAGGUGUUGUACGGUAUCAGCAAAUGCUUGAUGGUGGAAAAUAUAUCAGUGAGGCAGAAGAGUCAUCCUUUUCUGUAACUAAGGUGCAGACUGUGAGUAAGUUGUUUGAGAAUACAAUUAAUAUGGCAGCUUCUAUGAUUCAAGAUUUGCAGCAUGAAUUGAGAGAAACCAAGGAAGCUUUAGGAAAGGUUGUAAAUGAAAGAGAUCUAAACCAAAAUAGGAUUUCUUGUUUGGAGGCUGAUGUUGAAACAUCACAAGUUUCAUGCAGAGAGCUGAAACUUAAAGUAGAAGAUUUUCAUGUCCAAGAGGGCAAGAGGCAUGAAAAAGAGGCAGAACUUGCAUUAUUGUCGAAUAGUUUGUUGGUAAAAGAACAAGUGGAUCCUCUCCUUUCAGCAUCGCAAAUCAGGGCCCUAUUCGACAAAAUAGAUGGGAUUAACAUCCCUUCUGCAGAAUCAGUUGAAGACCUGGAGCCAUUUAGUGCGCCUAAUGUAAAGAAGCUAUUUAAGAUUAUAGAUAGUGUAACUAAAAUGCAGCAGCAAGUAAAUUCUUUAUCUCAUGAGCAAGAAGAGUUGCAGUUGACAUUGUCCAGCCAAAUUCUUGAAAUUGAUUAUCUGAAGAAGGAGGUUGAAAAGUACAAGGGAAGCAAGCUGGACUUGGAGAAGAGAAAAACUGAAUUAUUUGAGCUUUCAUUUGGUUUAGAAAAAAUUAUUGACUUGUUGUGUGGUAAUGGAUUUGUUGGGAAUCAAAGAUCUGAUGAUAUAAGUGAACUUUUACCUGUAUUAGAAAAGAUGGUGAAGGCCCUGCUUUUGGAAGCUGAAAAUUCAAAACUUAAAGCCCAAGAAUUAGGCACAAAAUUUCUCGGGAGUCAAAAGCUUGUAGAUGAAUUGUCAACAAAGGUUAAAGUGCUUGAAGAGUCAUUUAAGGAUAGAAAUACUCAGCCAGAGAUUAUCCAGGACAGAAAUAUUUUUGAAGCAUCUCAAUUGCCAUCCGGGCCUGAAAUCUCUGAAAUUGAAGAUAUGGGUUCGCAUGUGAAUAACGCAAUAUCUCCUGUUCCAUCGGCUGCUCAAUUGCGAACCAUGCGAAAGGGAUCAACUGACCAUCUUGCAAUUAAUAUUGAUUCUGAAUCUGAUAAUCUGAUCAACAAGGGGGAAACUGAUAUAGAUAAAGGUCAUGUCUUCAAGUCUCUCAACACAUCUGGUCUCAUUCCAAAGCAAGGAAAGAUGAUUGCAGAUCGAAUUGAUGGACUUUGGGUUUCUGGUGGUCGAGUAUUGAUGAGUCAUCCUGGAGCAAGACUAAGCCUUGUUGCCUACUGGCUUUUCUUACACAUAUGGCUGCUGGCUACCAUUUUGUAACUGAAUCAAUACCUGCAUUUAUCCUUGAUGUGAUCUACAGGAGUUGUCGUCAACUGUUUAAACUUGGAAUCAUAUCAUGGACAUUUUGUACUCAUUACCUUUCCUAUUCUUUUUACUACAUAAUGUUGGCGUAUACAUGUUGCCUGUACAUAUUCCUUAAUUGGUUCUCUGCAAAUGGCAUUUUAGGGAUUGCAGAGAAUCCAGGUUCCAUGUCUAGAUAAACUAAUUUAAAUGUCCUCCUUUUUGUUACC